Molecule: messenger RNA, 1231 nt
Organism: Emiliania huxleyi CCMP1516
Lineage: Eukaryota; Haptophyta; Isochrysidales; Noelaerhabdaceae
Exons: 2
Source: RefSeq, a predicted model, not a curated record
GACAGAAUACGCCGUUAGUCCAACCAGCAGAUGUGAAAAAUGGUAGCGAGAGUGCACACCCGUGUGAGCGUGCCCCACACCCGUGAGGCGUGAGCGUGACCCAUUGCCGCCGUAAACAACGAAGCGCAUGGCUAGCAAUUUGCAGGCGGCCCUCGCGCAGCGCAACGCCCCGCGUGCAGCGGAGGCGGCGACCGACGCCUGUCUGAGCCGUACGCGGGCGAACGCGCCCCGACACACAGACUGACGCUGACGGCCGCCACGUGGCACCCCUCGCCCCCGCCACACCCGCGCGAGCUCGCCCGCUGUGGCGGCGCGGCGGUCGCGGUAAAAGGCGCGACCGCACUGCCUCUCGGCCGCUCUAGCCGAGCCGAGAGCGCCCUCGCCCUCGCCCUCACCCUCGUCGCCGCCGCCGCUCCGGGUCGCUGCGGCCGGCGUGGGAGAGCGUGUCACGCGGCUCGACGACCGUCGCGCCCCAAAGGCGCAGUACGGCGCGCGCCGUCGAGCAGUCGCGGCUUCUCAGCUGUGGCCACGCGCGCGCCUGCGCACCGCGGCGCCGCGCCGCGAGCAGCGGGAGCGUCAGGACGGAAGUGCGCCUGGCGAUGGAGUAUGAACAAGACGAGCGGGAGGGCACCGAGACACAUGUUCGCCGCACCGGUGGAUGGUCCAAUAAUGGUCGUCGUGCCUGCGCCUGCGGCUAUUGCAGCGGCAGCGGCGAUCGCAGCAGCAGGGCAGCUAGCUAGGAUCACCGGCGCCUCACCCGCCGGUGGAAGCUUUGUGGCCUUGUCCGGCCACGUUGUACGGAUUUAUGUCGCCGGCGCCGAGGGAUGGCAAGCCGCGCCCGCCUGAGCGAGCGGCGUCAGCCAGCCGCGCAGCGCUCGGCGAAUCUGAGUGAAUGCCGGCGACGCGCUCGCGACAGCGCAGCGCCGCACCGUGUGCCCUGCAGAAGGCGCGCGUCGUCGCCCGGAAGGACGGCAUCGCGCGAAGCUGGCUCUGUGGACGCACGAUCAGCGCUGUACGCGGCUCUUCCUGCGACAGGAAGCAGCAGGGGCUGUCAUGCCGCCGGAGCAGUCUCGGCAGCACGUCGAACGCGCGGCGGCGAGGGAGGUCUGUGGGUCGCCAGGGCGCGUGUGCGGGCCGAGGGUGCGCCGGUGGGCGUGUGGGGUGGGGUGGGUUGCUCAGGGGCGCUCACACGCGCGCACGGCGACGCACGGCGCGAUUUGCUUCGCAUGCG